Messenger RNA from Photinus pyralis (common eastern firefly), 2057 nucleotides. RefSeq names its product putative fatty acyl-CoA reductase CG5065. The coding region runs from base 73 to 1920 and encodes 615 amino acids. Gene Ontology annotation, cellular component: peroxisome. Gene Ontology annotation, biological process: long-chain fatty-acyl-CoA metabolic process. NCBI's taxonomy places the organism in Eukaryota, Metazoa, Arthropoda, Insecta, Coleoptera, Lampyridae. The record is from RefSeq and is a predicted model, not a curated record. The transcript is spliced from 8 exons. Gene Ontology annotation, molecular function: alcohol-forming very long-chain fatty acyl-CoA reductase (NADP+) activity.
CAAGUAUACAAAAAGUGUUACGUCCAUUGUGGUGCAGUUCUUGUACAUCGCGCGUCCUGGACGGUCGUAAAAAUGACGCCGACCGUUUCGGAAUGGUUCUCCGAUCAGCACGUGCUAAUUACAGGAGCGACGGGUUUUAUGGGGAAGGUCCUAGUGGAGAAGUUGCUCCGCUGCUGCCCGAAGAUCGCGACGAUCUACGUGCUGGUGCGCCCCAAGCGCGGACGCAACCCCCAGCAGCGUCUGGAGGAUUUCGUAAACACGCCAGUUUUCGAUCGAGUCCGUGAUACGAACGUGAAGCUCUUCCAAAAGCUGCACUGCGUCUCGGGCGAUCUGAUCCAGAGCGAGCUGGGGAUGAGCAACGACGACAUUCAGCUAUUGCAAGACCGCGUCACGGUCGUCUUUCACAUGGCGGCCAAUGUGCGCUUUGACCAAUCUCUGAAGACGGCGCUCGUCAUGAACACUGGAGGCACGCUGAUGGUGCUCGAGCUUAUUGCGAGCUUCAAGCGAUUGAGGGCUUUCGUCCACGUCUCCACCAGCUACUGUCACUGUGACGAGACCGUGCUCGAGGAAAGGGUUUACUUCGCACCCCACCGCCCGAGAAAAAUGCUCGACCUGGCAUCAUGGAUCGACGAGGACAUUUUAAAAGGUCUCACCCCCAAGUUCCUCAAAAACAGCCCCAACACCUACGCGUACACCAAGUGCCUCACCGAAGAGCUGGUCUGGGAAUACCGCGCGAAAUUCCCCAUCGCAAUCGUGCGCCCCUCCAUAGUGAUCGCCUCGUGGAAGGAACCCAUGCCGGGUUGGAUCGACAACCUGAACGGUCCCACUGGCUUACUCGUCGGAGCGGGAAAGGGCGUCAUCCGAUCGAUGCACUGCGAUCCCAGCUACGAAGCGGAUCUCGUACCCGUCGACAUUUGCACCAACUCCAUUAUACUCACCGCGUGGAAGCUGGGGACCACGGCCCCCUCCGGCGAGCCACUGGUGCUCAACGUGACAAUGCCCAGCGAGAAUUCGAUCACCUGGGGCGAGGCGUUGGAGAUGGGCCGUCGGCAUUUCUACAACAACCCGUUCAGCGUCUGCCUCUGGUACCCCGACGGUGGGAUCACGUCGAACUACUGGGUGCACGCCGCCUGCGUGCUGCUCUUCCACGUCAUUCCCGCGUACCUAAUCGACUUCCUGCUGAUCUUAACGCGCGGGAAGCCCUUCCUGGUGAGGACGCAGAAGCGGAUCGCCAACGGUCUGGGCGUUCUCCAGUACUACACGACGAGAACGUGGCAUUUCAAGAACGAGGGCAUUGGAAAGAUCGCGAGGUCGCUCACCUCGCACGACUCGCUCGUCUUCUACACGAGCACGGUCGACCUGAAUUGGAGCAACUACCUGCUGUCUUACGUUCUGGGCGCGCGCAAGUACUGCGUCCACGAGGAGCCGAGCACCAUCCCCUACGCCCGAAAGGUGCUGAGAAGGUUGUACUAUCUCGACGCCGCGAAGAAUAUCGUUUUCGGUGCCAUCUUCAUCUGGUUGACGGCAACGAAAAUGCAAACAUCAGCUGUCGUUCACCCCCAACAAUUUUUAACCUGCCCUCACAUUCCGUCAAGAAAUGCCGGAUUUCAACGACGACAUGUACUGCUCGCAGCAAAUUUGCAUUCCGCCUACGUUCCCGUAUCUACUCAGGCAGUACGCGAAGGCGGCGAUACGCACCCAGCCGGCCGACCUGCUGAGAUGGUCAACCGCCUACUUCCGGUGCCUCGCGCUCAACGUUCCGCCGCCGGUCAAACCGAGGUUGGAGUACCCGAUACCGAAGUCUCACUUCGGUUUAACGCCGGGAUGGCUGAGGGCGUUGAUGUACCAGCUGCAGAACAACCUGACGGUAUCGUUCAAGGUGCUGUGGGACCGUUGGAUCGGGGCGUGCCUCCAGCAUGAGAAUCUAAUCGAAAUCCUGGUCCUGGGAGGCUUCGCCGAUCCCAAUGCGAUACCGUGGUUCCGUUUCGUCGCGCUGUGCGCCGGCCACCUUACGGAGAACCUCACGCAGACCAUGGUGAUGGUGUGCGAGAUACUGA